CUGAAACAAGAAAAAGAAGAACUGACCAAACAAAACAUGAAACUCAACAAGGAGCUCUCAAGCCUCGAGACAGCGCUAGAGAUCCGUCAGGAAGAGAUGCAGCUUAUGGAAGACCGAGCGGAAACUCUCGAGAGAAGGAUUCUCGAAGGAGUCCUUGACCACGCUCGGAGCGUGCUUCUCAGCCGGCCCGGGAACCACACGCAUAACAUGAAUCUGAAGCGGGUGUCCAGCUCCGCCAGUACUGCUACCAAAGCCAGCCGGGUCAGCACUACCAGCAUGGCAAAGGACGGCCGUAACUUGGUUAGCAGCGGUGUUGGAAUGGCACUCAAACGACGAAAUGCAUCGAAAGUCAGUCACAACGGAUCUGUCGUGUCCUCCAACCCGGGGAAAGAGCGCAGGAUCCUCAGUCUGAGCCAUGUGACUGGAAACAAGGGUUCCACUGACCGCCCGCUGACGAUGGUGCCGGCGGGCAACGGGGCGCUGACAAACCUCAAGCGGAGUCACUCGGUCAAAUCUAACCUGCCGUCGCGCAAGACCUCGUGGGGCGGAAAUGACGCUGUUGCCAACAAAGAGAAUGAAAUUGUGCAAGAGGAGGAAGAGCAUGACAGCGGAGCAGAGAGUGAUACCGGAACGCAGAGACGGACGAGCUAUGCCGGCACCUGUCCCGACAGCUUGUAUGACCCGAGAGACCGGAAACCUAGCUACGCCAGUUCCAUCAACGGAGUAGUCGCUGAACACUCUGGGUCCAUCCUCGAAGAGAAUGAUGAGGACAAAGAGAAUCGGGAAGCUGGUGACGGGGAAGAUUACCAACAGACCGAAGGCGACCCAACCAGUGCAGAUCUGGACGAGGUCCCUCAGGAAGGACUGUCCGAACUAGAGCCGCCGCCGAAAAUGACUGACAUGAUGCCUGCUUGCAGCGACAGUGGCAUCGGGACAGAGAUCAAUUAG
Molecule: messenger RNA, 948 nt
Organism: Rasamsonia emersonii CBS 393.64
Lineage: Eukaryota; Fungi; Ascomycota; Eurotiomycetes; Eurotiales; Trichocomaceae
Exons: 1
Source: RefSeq, a predicted model, not a curated record